UUGACAGUUCGCCAUUUUAUGGGAAAACGGGUUUGUUAUAGCACACUGUAAACAAAACAUUACCGCAUGCAGCGGGGUUUCGUGUUCGCUGCGCAAAAAAGUGCCGUAAAAUGCGAAGUAUACUGAGAAGCAUUGUGAAAAUAAGAAUUCCUGCACGUUCAGGACCUUCCCUGCCACUUCAGCUGUGUACAAAGGUGGCCACAGUGCCUACAACUCCACAGCACAAUGCGUUGCAGCGGUACGAGGAUGAUCUGCAGAACGAGUUUCAUCAAAUCCUGCGCGAAGAGCGACAAUCCGUGCUCGACCCGGUGGCGGAUCCGAUGUCGCUGGAGGUUUUCCCCAACACCAGACCCGCCUUUAACUUUGCAGCCUACGUCAACAAAUCGCCCACCCUGCAGCAACUCGUCUCGCUCGGGGUGGAGCUGCACAAGCUCGAGAAGCGCAAAGGCAUCGCACAGUUUGUGCUCGGACUGGACUUUGAUCGAGACAUGCGGAAUCACAUCCGCUUCCUGGCGGACGUUGGCGUGCCGGCCGAAAGCUUGGGCGAGUUUCUGACCAAAAAUCCACUCAUCUUCAAGGAGGAUCUGGGGGAUCUCGAGACGCGAGUGAAUUAUCUGCAGUCGAAGCGAUUUUUGCCCGAGGAAAUCGCACGCAUCGUGACGAAGAAUCCGUUCUGGUUGAUGCUGAACACCAAGCGGAUCGAUCGGCGGUUAGGAUACUUUCAGAAAACGUUCGCACUGGAGGGCAGUGAGGUGCGCGCGCUGUCCACCAAGCAGCCAAGGCUCAUUACCUACAAUCUGGAGCACGUGCGUAAGAACACCUUCACCGUGCAGGAGGAGAUGGGCUUCGAGAAGGAGGAAGUAAAGCAACUGUUGCUGAGCAAACCACGCAUCUGGAUGAUAAAGACGGAAGCGCUGCAGUACCGAUUCGAGUAUCUUCACCGCCGAAUGAAGCUUUCGCACGCGGAGCUGCUUCAAACGCCCGAUCUGCUGCUAACGCGAGACGUUCGGAUCAAGCAAAGGCACGGGUUUCUUAAAUUUCUCGGCAAAGUGCAGUACGAUCCCAAGAAGGAGCUCUAUAUUCCGCUAAAAUCACUGGCCGAAGGUACGGACGAGGAGUUUGUAGCUGAAGUCGCUAAAUCGAACAUGGAAUGUUACAAUCGCUUCCUGAAAACCCUCUAACUGGGGGCUGGUGGACGCGAAGCGUCUUUGCUACAUGCUACUAGUGGACGUCGUUGUUACGAAUAAAAGAGAGGAGUGCUGUGGUAGUAGGUGAACAAAAAAAGCAUUUUCCGCAAAA
Messenger RNA from Anopheles arabiensis, 1299 nucleotides. RefSeq names its product transcription termination factor 3, mitochondrial (gene mTerf3). Lineage: Eukaryota; Metazoa; Arthropoda; Insecta; Diptera; Culicidae. Gene Ontology annotation, molecular function: double-stranded DNA binding. The transcript has 2 exons. The record is from RefSeq and is a predicted model, not a curated record. Gene Ontology annotation, biological process: mitochondrial ribosome assembly; regulation of DNA-templated transcription. Gene Ontology annotation, cellular component: mitochondrion. The coding region runs from base 111 to 1181 and encodes 356 amino acids.